GCUGCUGGACGCGGCCCAGCCAGCGCCGAGGAGGAGGAGGAGGAGGAGGAGGCGGCGGAGGUGAGGAGUGAAGUGGCCCCGGCCCACGCCCCUCCCGGGCCCCUCUCGUGCCCCCGGGGGGGCAGCCCCCUCCACAUUUCCUGCGCGGGGUGUUUAAAGCACCGUGGGUACGGCCCGCCUGGGCCCGCGCUGCCUUUCCCUGCCCUGCUGGGAUGGAGCCCGCCGCCCCCUGCUCCCGCCCGCUCCGGGCCCUCUGACCCACUGCUCGCCCACCCGUCUGCCGCCGCCCCCCGGCUGUCAGUCGGUCUGUGUCCCCAGAGCCAUGGGGGCCGUGCGGCCGCUCACUGUCGGGUUGCCCCCGCUACUGCUACUGCUGCUGAGCACUUCGUGUGGCUUGAUCUCUGGAGAAGUGUGCCCGAGUAUGGACAUUCGGAAUAACCUCACACAAUUGAACAUGUUGGAACGCUGCUCUGUCAUUGAAGGCAACUUGCAGAUACUGCUGAUGUUUAAAACAAAGCCUGAAGAUUUCCGGGACCUCAGUUUCCCCAGACUUACCAUGAUCACAGAGUACUUGCUGCUCUUCCGAGUAUAUGGGCUUGAGAGCCUCAAGGAUCUUUUCCCCAACUUGACAGUCAUUCGUGGGUCCCGCCUCUUUUUCAACUACGCCUUGGUCAUCUUUGAGAUGGUCCACCUCAAGGAGAUUGGCCUCCACAGCCUAAUGAACAUCACCCGGGGGGCUGUGCGCAUCGAGAAGAAUAAUGAGCUAUGUUACUUGUCAACCAUCGACUGGUCUCAGAUUCUAGACUCGGUAGAGGACAACUAUAUCGUGGACAACAAAGAUGACAAAGAAGAGUGUGGGGAUGUCUGCCCUGGGGCAGUGAAGGGAGUCAACAGUUGCAAGUCCACAGUGAUCAACGGCCAGUUUAUUGAACGGUGCUGGACCCACAACCAUUGCCAGAAAGUGUGUCCGCCCUCAUGUAAGUGGCAGGGCUGCACAGCGAGUGGACAGUGUUGCCACAGUGAAUGUUUGGGGAACUGCUCUGAGCCCAACGACCCGGAGAAGUGUGUGGCCUGCCGAAAUUUCUAUCUGGAUGGCAAGUGUGUGGAGACGUGCCCUCCAGACUAUUACCACUUCCAGGACUGGAGAUGUGUGAACUUCAGUGUCUGUCAGGAGCUUCACAAUAAAUGUAAAAACUCCCGGAAGCCCUCGUGCCCCCAGUAUGUCAUCCACAACAACAGGUGUAUCCCUGAGUGUCCCUCUGGCUACACAAUGAACUCCACCAACCUGCAUUGUUCUCCUUGCUCCGGCCCCUGUCCAAAGGUCUGCAACAUCGAGGCUGACCGGACCAUUGAUUCUGUGCAUGCUGCCCAGGCCCUUCGAGGGUGCACCGUCAUCAACGGGAGCCUUGUCAUCAACAUCCGUGGUGGCAAUAACAUAGCAGCCGAACUAGAAGCCAAUCUGGGUUUAAUUGAGGAGAUCACAGGGUACCUUAAGAUCCGUCGUUCCUAUGCCUUAGUAUCCCUCUCCUUCUUCCGGAAGCUGCAUCUCAUUCGAGGAGAGACCCUGGAAAUCGGGAACUACUCCUUCUAUGCCCUGGACAAUCAGAACCUGAGGCAGCUGUGGGACUGGAGCAAACACAACCUCACCAUCGCCAAGGGGAAGCUCUUCUUUCACUAUAACCCCAAACUCUGCCUGUCUGAAAUCCACAAAAUGGAAGAAGUUUCUGGCACAAAGGGCCGGCAGGAGAGGAAUGACAUUGCACUGAAGACCAACGGUGACCAAGCUUCUUGUGAAAAUGAGCUACUCAGGUUUUCUUCCAUCAGAACCUCUCAUGACAAAAUCUUGCUGAGAUGGGAGCCUUAUUGGCCUCCUGAUUUCCGAGACCUCUUGGGAUUCAUGCUGUUCUACAAAGAAGCGCCUUACCAGAAUGUGACCGAGUUUGAUGGCCAGGAUGCCUGUGGGUCCAAUAGCUGGACAGUGGUUGACGUUGAACCCCCAGUGAGGUCAAAUGAUCCCAAGACGCAGAAUCAACACCCAGGGUGGUUGAUGCGAAACCUGAAGCCGUGGACCCAGUACGCCAUCUUUGUGAAGACCCUGGUGACCUUCUCUGAUGAACGGAGAACCUAUGGUGCCAAGAGUGAGAUCAUUUACGUCCAGACCAAUGCCACUGUUCCUUCAGUCCCAUUAGACCCAAUAUCCGUUUCCAAUUCUUCAUCCCAGAUCAUUUUAAAGUGGAAACCACCCUCUGAGCCAAAUGGUAAUAUUACACACUACUUAGUGUACUGGGAGAAGCAAGCUGAGGACCUUGAGCUCUACGAACUUGAUUACUGCCUUAAGGGGUUAAAGUUGCCAUCCAGGACCUGGUCCCCUCCUUUUGAGUCUGAAGAUUCUCAGAAACACAACCAGAGCAACCAUGAGGAUCCCAAUGGAGAGUGCUGCUCUUGCCCGAAGACUGACUCCCAGAUCUUAAAGGAGCUGGAGGAGUCUUCCUUUAGGAAGAUGUUUGAAAAUUACCUUCACAACGAGGUUUUCAUCCCCAGAAAAGCAUCCUCAGGGAAUGGCGCUGACGACUCUAGGCCGGCAAGAAGGCGAAGGGAUCUCCGGGUUCGUAUGGCAAACAUGACCGUGGUGACGCCCACGAGGUCCUCGCUCUCCAACGCCUCUUCCACCACAGCGCCUGCCAGCACCGAGGAGCCGAAGCCCUUCGAGAAGGUGAAGUCUAAGGAGUCCCUGGUCAUCUCUGGCCUUCAGCAUUUUACUGGCUACAGGAUCGAGCUCCAGGCAUGCAACCAUGACGAGCAGGAGUCCAGGUGUGGCCUCGCCGCCUAUGUCAGCGCGAGAACCAUGCCUGAAGCCAAAGCUGAUGACAUUGUUGGUGCAGUGACCCACGAGGUGCUUGAGAACGUUGUCCAUCUGCGAUGGCAAGAGCCUAAACAUCCCAAUGGCCUCAUUAUUCUGUAUGAAGUCAAUUACUGGCGUGUUGGAGACACUGAGGAGCUGCAUCUCUGUGUUUCUCGAAAACAUUACGCCCACGAACAGGGCUGCAGACUUCGAGGUCUACAGCCUGGCAAUUACACCGUUCGCAUCCGAGCUACCUCUUUGGCGGGAAAUGGUUCAUGGACUGAGCACACCUACUUCUAUGUUGCAGAUUAUUUAGAUGUUCCAUCGAAUAUUGUAAAAAUUGUCAUCGGCCCAGUCAUCAUUAUCAUUUUCUUGAUCAGCACGGUUGCAGCUGUUUAUGUCUUUGUGAAGAAGAGGCAAACGGAAGGACCAACAGGCCCACUGUUCGCCUCUUCCAAUCCAGAAUACCUCAGUGCCAGUGAUGUUUAUGUACCAGACGAGUGGGAAGUGGCUCGAGAGAAAAUCAGCCUCCUCCGUGAGCUUGGCCAAGGCUCUUUUGGCAUGGUCUAUGAGGGCAAUGCCAAGGACAUCGUCAAGGGGGAGGCCGAGACCCGCGUGGCCGUGAAGACGGUGAAUGAGUCUGCCAGCCUCCGGGAACGUAUUGAGUUCCUGAAUGAGGCCUCUGUCAUGAAGGGCUUCAGCUGCCAUCAUGUGGUCCGCCUCUUGGGGGUGGUCUCCAAAGGGCAGCCCACCCUGGUGGUCAUGGAGCUGAUGGUACACGGGGAUCUGAAGAGUUAUCUCCGCUCCCUACGGCCAGAUGCAGAGAACAACCCUGGUCGCCCUCCCCCCACCCUCCGGGAGAUUAUACAGAUGGCCGUGGAGAUUGCGGAUGGCAUGGCCUAUUUGAAUGCUAAGAAAUUUGUUCACAGAGACCUCGCCGCCCGAAACUGUAUGGUUGCCGAAGACUUUACUGUAAAGAUAGGAGACUUUGGGAUGACCAGAGACAUCUAUGAGACAGAUUAUUAUCGAAAAGGGGGCAAGGGCUUGCUCCCAGUGAGGUGGAUGGCGCCAGAAUCUUUAAAAGAUGGUGUCUUUACUACCUAUUCAGAUGUAUGGUCUUUUGGCGUGGUGCUGUGGGAGAUCAGCAGCCUGGCCGAGCAGCCUUACCAAGGCCUGUCUAAUGAGCAGGUCCUGAAAUUUGUGAUGGAUGGAGGGUACCUGGACCAACCCGAUAAUUGUCCAGAGAGAGUGAACAGCCUGAUGCAGAUGUGCUGGCAGUAUAAUCCCAAGAUGCGUCCCACCUUCAUCGAGAUCAUCGAGAUGCUGAAAGAUGACCUCCACCCCAGCUUCCGGGAGGUCUCCUUUUUUUACAGCGAGGAAAACAAGCCCCCCGAGAGCGAGGAGUUUGAGAUGGACUUUGAAAAUAUGGAAAGCAUCCCCCUGGACCCGUCUUCUUACUCACAGAGGGAUGAGGUCCUGGGGAGGGACAAUGGGCCAUCCCUGGGCCUUAAGGGGAACUAUGAGGAGCGGAUUCCUUAUACCCACAUGAAUGGGGGCAAGAAGAACGGGCGCAUCCUCUCCUUGCCAAGGUCGAACCCUUCCUAACAUCUCCCUACUGGGGACGAGCGUUUAAGCCUCUCCCUGGGGUUCUGAUGUUCUCACCGGAUGGACGGCCCGCCCCACUCCGGGAAAUCUCAGGAUUCCUCUGAUUGCUGCGGCCGUGUGACUGACACACGCCUCAGACCCUGCCCCCUCCUUCACCUUCCACCCCCUUCUCAUUUCUGUCCAGUCGGCGCCAUGACUCGGGUGCCGAGUUUCAUUUCUGUCAUUGGCCGCCACCGAGGCCGUGCCUGGCUGUCUGUGGACCUCACUGUGAAACCCGUGUCCUGGGAGAAAGCCUCCUGGGGCUGCUGGCCUUCGGGUCACCACCACUCCCAAGCUCCGAGAGAAGUUUGGCCGGCUGUGUUUGUGAGCACAGGACAUUUUGCCAGGGUCCAGGUUUCUCCAAGCAAAGCACUUGUUUGUGGGAGAAACAAAAAGCAAAACUUCCAAAAGUGGGGCGGGGGACCCAGCCAAGCCACAAACAAGCCCAUACACAAAUCCUUUUCCAGCAGAAUUCCAGGCUUUUCAGGAUACUCCCCAGAAAACGUUUCUUUUGUUUAAGACUGAAGAAUAUUUUUUAAGAAAAAAAAAACCACAAAUCAGUUAUAUUAGUUCCUCAGAUUGACCAAUAGCUGCUGCUCUCACACUUUUUCAUGGGUCUGAAACCCUUGAGUGUGUGCGCUUGUGUGUGUGCGCCAGUGCGAGUGUGCACACGUGUGUGUCUGUAUUGUGUGUCUGUACCUCAGGCGUGUGUCUCCUUCAGUGUACACACAUCGAUGGAAGACUCUUGUAUCAUUCUCACAGGGGCUUUGGACUCCCUGGGGGCAUGAGCCUCACCUCCUCCACUUUGCUGGGGUGACAGUACCCCCAAACUAAUGGUUUUUGUUAUGAGACCCUCAUGCUUGUCCCUUCCCUCUAUCACUUGCUCAUUUAUGUUUGGUGAUUGCAUCUUCUGGGAGCCAGGGUCUCGUUGGGGCUGGGGAGGGAGAAAAGUGGGGUUCAGCUUGAAGCUGGGGAUCCUUUCAAGACCAAAAAGAAAACCAGGGGAAAAAAAAGUCAAUUGGAUGGAGGUCUCCAGCUCUGUCCUCCUCUCUCCCCCGCCAUGGCAACCUGGAGCACACCUUUGUUGGGUUUAAACAUAUUUAAUUUUUUUCAAGUUUUAAACAUUAACUUCAUAUAAGUUAUUGGCUGUUUUUGAUUCUUAGGUUUGGGCUUUUUUGGUCUGUGUUCUGCAGGUGUGGUUUCUUGGGUCUGAAAGUGGCCCAUUGAUCUGAGAAUAAACUGAUUUUAGCUGAUCACAAGCUGGGGAGCCAAGAGACAAGUUGAGUUUGUACUUGACGAGGCUUUAGAAAUAGGUUCCUGAUUUAUUUUGUGUGUGUGUGUGUGUGUGUGUGUGUGUGUGUGUGUGUGUGUGUGUGUGUGUGUGUGUGUGUACCAAAAGCUGUGAGCUGAGGCCUCAGCGGGGGUAGGUGUGAUAGACACAGAUGCCCACUUCCUCCUUCUCUGUCUCUUCUCUCACUCCUCCAUCAUCUUCCUCCUCUGCUCCUCUUCUUCCUCCCUUCUCCUGUUCCACCUCUUUUCCUCUUAUCGUCCCCUUUCUCCCAACCUUUCCUCUCUUCUUUUUUCUUCUUGUCUUUUGCUGCUCUUCUUCAUUCUUCUCUCUCUCUCUCCCCCCACCCCCAUUCUUCCUGGACCCAUCUCAUCUUCUGUCCUUUUCCUCCUCCUUCCCAUCCUCUCUCAAAGUACCUUUCAUCCCUAUGCCUGUACAGCUUCCUCUCUCUAGGAAAAGUAUUUAAAUGCAGGAGAAACCUACCCCCACCCUCCCACCCCACCCCCCAGCCCAAAUACUUUGAAAAAAACAGCAUAGACACAUAUUAACAGAUGUCUGAAGAGGGAACAUCUGAAAAUAGAUGUCAGUCAUGACAGAACCAUCCUGUCCUCACUGUCCUCAUCUCUGAUCUCACGUCUGUGUCUUCUCUUUGGUGCAGGUGGGUGGGGAAUUAACAGCUCCCAAGCCUCUCCCAGAUGGUAACUGAGUCCCUGGCAUGGCCAGGGCAGCGCCGUCUUGAUCUGGAGCUUGGCAAAGGUAGAGGCUGGUAGAUGGAGGCUGAGGUGUGAAAUGCAGGCUUUAACGUCCAUGUAGUAUGACUUAUCCAUGGCCCUUCAACCAAACUGUUCCUCAUUGGGUCAAUGUGGCGGCUCAGACGGAGCAGAUCCAUUGUCCGAUUGCUCCCAUUGAUCACCCCUGAGGUUGUGGUGGCCCCGGCUUCCCUUUUCCCAUGCCCCCUUGCUUGCCCACUUGUUCUCAGGUAUUCCGUGGCCUUGUGACCGCAGGCUUCCGGGCGCUGCUUCUGCCUUCUCAAAAUUGUGAUUGAGAACAGGAUUGAAAAGUAAUCAUGAUCCUCCUUCCAGCCUCAUAACUUUUUGGUCAGGGAUACAAGUGAAAAAGAAAUCUGGGCCAAGCCUGUGGCUAAGACGCGGGGGAUUUCCCCUUGCACAGAUAGCAUAGAAUUGAUAGCCCUUAAAAGAGUGUCAUGGGUCUGAUUGGACGAAGGUGCAGAUGAAAGGGGGUGUGUACUCAGAGGUCACCAGGAGAUCGAGGUAGGGCUUUGUAUUUUCCCUAGUCGCCUGUAGAUAGUAGUGAGCAGCUCAACACUACAUUAUCAGGAAAGAAGAGAGAUGUGUUCUCAUGUUUUUUCUAAUUCAGAAAAGGUUUUCUUAUUAGGAAAAUAAAAUUUAUUUAUUUUAAUAUAAUAUAAAUCACUGUAAAAAUUUGUUUUCUUAAGAAAUCAAAAGUGUGUCAAUUUUUAUUGAUGAAAAAUUUGCAGGAGGAUGCAGUGUGAUGAUUUUUUUCCUCUUCUGUCACAGUCUACCUCAGUCUUGUGAGGAUGUCUUCAAUGAGAGAUGGAUUUGGACUGGAAGCAGCUUUGUCUGGGCCCAGUCUGAACCAGAGUGAUUGGUGUCAGUGGAUGGCAAUGCUGGGGACCGGGGGGGGGGUCAGUGUGGGUGGGCUCAGGUAGAAGGGUGUAGUCCUUCUCCUGUGAUCUAGUGAGUAGAAUAGGGACCCUCAUGUUUAUCAUUCCCCACAACACCCCCAUCUUUUCCCCCAACCCGAUGAUUCAACAGAAUACCAUUUCAGAAUCGGCAUAAUUUUUGAUCUUGCCAUCUGGCUCUAGUCCAUGCUGUUUCUCCCAGGGAGGAGACUCAGCAGGAGACUGCCAUCUGAAAUGAAGUGUCCUGUCUCUCCUGGUUCCUACCCUCAGGAAUGGAUCCAAUUCUUCCGUCAGAACUUUGUGGUCUUAGCGACCUGUUAGAGCCUCGUGAGUACAAAUCUGUCGUGUGGUUUGGUCGUUUUGGGGGAAGUCUUCAAGGGGAGGGGGGGGGCAGAAUUACAAAGGUUGAGCUAUUGCCAAUGUUAAAAAACCAUGUGCACUUUCCCCAUCUGGACCCCUGAGUGCACUUGGUGCUGGACCUCUACUCAAAUGUACAACAUAAUUUUUUUUUCCAUCUUAUUCUUUGGAUGGAAAAAAAUGCAAUUAAAAAUGAUCAUUUUUACAAUGCAGCAUGUAUUCAAAGAAACAAAAAGGAAAACUGGCUCAACCUGGAUUGGAGGAUAACCGACCUUAAACUGACCUCUGCUGGCCCUUUCUAAUUCAUAGAACUCAGAUGGUUCAUUGGAGCAGGGUGACCACGUUCUGGGUUCAGCCUGUGAGGGCUGAGGGAAGUUGAAUACUAAUAUAAGGGUCUAUAUACUCCACAGGCAUUGUUAAGUGCCAAAAUCAAUAACAGCUUGGGUUUUUUUUUCCUUCUCUAGUAUUUUACUGUGCACAACAGAAUUGCUUCAAUCUCCUCUUCUCUUGAAUUGUGCACAUAUGCCCAUGCAUAUGUGGAUAUAUGUAGCAAGGCUUGAUUAGUGCAGAUCUGUAAAGAGAAGCUUACUAAUGGAGCGAAAAGAGGCAGUGUCUUGCGGAAGCCAAUGUUUGUAUCAUGUUGAGAGUGACCCUUGGUCCUUGGGUAAUUGGGGUGACAGGGCUGAGUGGCUAGUGUCAGGUGAUGCUAAGGUUAAAUCUAUGCUUUAGAUGACCAGCUGUGACCGAGACAACCACAAGUUUGGCAUGUGGGGUAUGGGUGUGGGGAAGAGGCGGUCGAUCGGCUUUGCUUUGUCCUUUACUUGGCUUUGAGCAGGGAGAAUCCUAGAAAAAAUCCAUUCAUCUGUGGAAAGACUGAGUGCAUUCUCCUGUUUGCUUGGAUCUGAAGGUUCAAACAAGAAAGAGGAUCUAAGCUGUGUUCUGAGGAAGUCAUAGGCCUGGAUGGGCCUCUGAUGUGAUAGUCUAAGGCAGGGGAAAGAAGCGGGCUGAGAGAGAUCAGGAGGGGGAAGGUAGGGACGGGUCUUUGUGUUUCGGCUGUAUUCUUUCCUUUAAUGCUUAGUGCCUAGCUGAGAGUGAGUGUGACUUCAGCCUUAAACAGUUGUACACCUCAGUCAUCCUUGGAGCACAGCAUCCCGCUGUGCUCUCCCCUCAGCUAACUUGGCUGUGUUCAGCUAAGCUCUGCUGUGGAAAGCUUUGGCCUAGAGCCGUGCGGGGGAAGAAGCAGAUUUGCAGGGAUUCCUGAGCUCCGAAGGCCAGCUGGCUUAUUUAGUUUCUGGAACAAGGGGCAGAAGUUAACCAGAUUCCCCCAGGAUAGGAGAAAGGCCCCUUAAAAGACCACUGCGCCUAACUGAUUAUGGAGACUCGGUCAUCCUUCCUAAAUGAGUUCUGUGCCAUCAGUAUGCUUGGAUGUGGUUUGGAUUUCCCUCAUGUGGGUUUCGCAGGGGCUCUGGUGCUCUUUCGUGGCCCUGGCCCCAGUCACCUCGUAACAAACCUGGCCAAGCUAAACCUCAGCCAGGUCCUUAAUUCCAGAUGCUUUGAAAUGCAGGUGUUAGACCAGCUGGAGAAAGACGCGUGAUGCCUUUGGGGAUGAUAAGAUUCAUUACAACUUUCUAUAUAUUUCAAUUAGAACUGGUCUCUUUUGCUUGGCUCUCCCUAACUCUGGUGGCUUGGACUCUGAGUCCUUUGUAAUUUUUCCAGUGUUUGAUUCUAUCUGUAUAAUUAAAACUCUUAUAUAAAGGCUCAAAGAAAAAGCCUUUUCUGGGAUGGCUUCAAGGUGAAAAUCGGUUUUUGCAUUUUGAGUUGCUCAACAGCCAGCAUUUUGCUUUGUCCUGAAUUCUCCUUUGUACCAGUGGGAGGGGAGCCAGUGCUGGCUGCAGAGGGAGGCCCACUGGACAGAGUAGCUGUGAAGGAAGGAGAAGAGGCGGCUUCUGCUUUCCUGGUCGCCCCCAGGCAAGCUCUGAUGUCUGCCUUACUCAGGCUUUCAUUUAUUUAUUUUUUUUCAGUCAGCUAUGGGGAUUCCAUGCUGCUUACAAAACAGACUCAUUUGGGCCUUAGCAGGAUAGUCAGCUCAGCUUUCCCGUCUAGUUAGGAUGUACCGUGGGAAUCUGUCACUGAGCCUCCCUGCAUUAGCAGAUGGAUCCCACGGGUCACUCCUACCGUCGUGUGUCUCAUUCACAGCCAUGGCUGUUGCAGGCUACCUAGCAUCUGUCUCUCCCUAAAUGUCUUGGGCCUUUCUAGGAGUCUCCCAGGCCUCUUUGCCAAUGGGUGUCUCUGCUUCCAUCCUUCAUAAAGCUCUGCAUUACACAGGCUGAGAACGUGUUGGUUUUGUGUGGGAAAUACUUCCCAGUGGUACCAUCCACUUUCCCCCAAAUUACCCAGGGUCUGUGAGUUCAGGGAGAAGAAGGAAGAGGAGAUGGUGGUAUGGCUAAAGAAUUAGAGCACUGCUUGUGAAAGGGCCCGAUCUGGAAAGAGAACUUGGUGGGGUUUGGCUUGGGGCCAUAAGAGGUGAGCCAGGAUCCCAGUUACCUUGGGGAGGGACCCCCUGAGAGGGGCUGUUCCUCAGGUCCCAGAAUGGUGCCAGCUCCUCUUGCAGAUGCCUCCAGCUUGACAAUAAUAUAUAAAAGGAUCAAAUGUGCCAUGGUUUAAAAAAGUAAAAAAAAAAAUUUCAAAAAAAUUCAGAAAAACAAAAAAAGCUCGAUUACUUUUUUCAACGUUUUCAUACAAAGAGCCAAGCAGUGACAUGUACAGAGAUGCCUUUGAAUAUUAAAAAAAAAAAUCUUGCUGUGUGUAAACCAUUGAACAAUUAACUGUUUAUAUUAAAAUUCUGAAUAAAUUAUCAGAGAAUCA
Phascolarctos cinereus (koala) is the source of this 10659-nucleotide messenger RNA. It is a transcript of the gene INSR, whose product is annotated as insulin receptor. Gene Ontology annotation, molecular function: insulin receptor substrate binding; insulin receptor activity; phosphatidylinositol 3-kinase binding. Gene Ontology annotation, biological process: cell surface receptor protein tyrosine kinase signaling pathway; positive regulation of phosphatidylinositol 3-kinase/protein kinase B signal transduction; positive regulation of MAPK cascade. NCBI's taxonomy places the organism in Eukaryota, Metazoa, Chordata, Mammalia, Diprotodontia, Phascolarctidae. Gene Ontology annotation, cellular component: insulin receptor complex; plasma membrane; axon. The record is from RefSeq and is a predicted model, not a curated record.